Setaria italica (foxtail millet) is the source of this 1076-nucleotide messenger RNA. Its product is annotated as probable pectinesterase/pectinesterase inhibitor 32. The record is from RefSeq and is a predicted model, not a curated record. Gene Ontology annotation, biological process: cell wall modification. Lineage: Eukaryota; Viridiplantae; Streptophyta; Magnoliopsida; Poales; Poaceae. Bases 1 to 969 code for a protein of 322 amino acids. The transcript is spliced from 2 exons. Gene Ontology annotation, molecular function: pectinesterase inhibitor activity; pectinesterase activity.
AUGGCAAACCAGACCGUCGACGUGGUGGUGGCCGCGGAUGGCAGCGGCAACUACACCACCGUGGCCGCUUCCAUCGCCGCCGCGCCGGCGAACAGCGACAAGAGGCACGUGAUCCGCAUCAAGCGGGGCGUGUACAAGGAGUUCGUCGUCGUGGGCCAGGAGAAGCGCAACGUCGUCCUCGUCGGCGACGGCAUGGACGCCACGGUGAUCUCGGGCAGCCGAUGCUGCGCGGACGGCUACGACACACCACGCACUGCGGUUCUGAGCGUUCAAGGGAACGGCUUCAUCGCCCGUGACCUCUGCAUCGAGAACACGGCCGGCCCGAGGAAAGAGAAUGGGCAGGCGGUGGCGCUCCUGUCGCAGUCGGAUCAAUCCGUGCUGUACAAAUGCGCGUUGCGCGGCUACCAGGACACGCUGUGGUGCGCGCGUCCGUCCUCGAAGCAGCUCUACCGGGAGUGCACGAUCUCCGGCACCGUCGACUUCAUCUUCGGCGACGCCGCAGCCGUCUUCCAGAGCUGCACCCUCCUGGCGCGCCUGCCGAUCCUGGGGCAGGAGAACACGAUCACGGCGCAGGGGCGAGUCAGGGCCGGCGACGCCGGCGGCUUCUGCUUGCAGUCCUGCACCGUGGCGGCCGACGAGGAUCUCGCCGCCAGGGGAGCCGUGGUGCAGACGUACCUCGGCCGGCCGUGGAAGCCGUUCUCGCGCGUGGUGUUCAUGCAGGGCACCAUCUCCGACGUCGUGGACCCCAGGGGGUGGCUGCCGUGGGAGCGCCAAGUCCCCCCUGACACGCUCUACUACGGCGAGUACGGGAACGAGGGACCUGGUGCCGCGGUGGGUGGCCGGGUGAACUGGCGCGGCGUCCACUCCAACCUUGACGCGUCCGAGGCAUGCUCCUACACCGUGGAGAGGUUCAUCAAGGGGAACGAUUGGCUGCCGAGUACUGGGGUGGAGUACAAGCCGGGGCUCUGACCGCGAUUAGGCGCGUAUGCGUAUCAGUUUACCAGUCACACCUGUUUAUACUCCAAAGUUGUGCUUAGUUGUAUAUACUCCAAAGUAAGUUGUGUUUAGCUUUUAUA